Messenger RNA from Pseudopodoces humilis (Tibetan ground-tit), 2048 nucleotides. Lineage: Eukaryota; Metazoa; Chordata; Aves; Passeriformes; Paridae. The record is from RefSeq and is a predicted model, not a curated record.
AUGUUUCGAGACCCCCGGGAUGCUCCAAACCCCGGGAUGCUCGAGCUGCCGGCAGACGCUGAGAUGCGGGGUGCGGAGAAUCCCCCGGGAAAAGCAGCCGGGCGGGGGGAACGCGGCGGGGCGGAGCCGGGUCCCCCCCCGAGGCCCCCGCCCGCCCUUCCGCACGUUCCUUCCUCCCCCCUCGUCAUCCUCCUCCUCCUCCUCCUCCCCCCGCUCUCGCGACAGCUCCGCACAGAAAAUGGCCCCGCGGCCGCCCCGCCGCUGAUGCGCGACCCGGGCGGCGCCGGCCCCGCCGCAGCCCCGGUACGGCCGGGAGGGACCGGGAGGGACGGGCGGGCACCGGGGAGGACCGGGACCGGGGAACGGACCGGCACCGGGGAUGGACAGGCGCAGGGCGGUGCGCGCACAGCGAGGGCUUUACCGGCACCGGGGAUGCACCGGCACCGGCGGGGGUGUCCCGGCACCGGGACCGUGUCGGCACCGGGGAUGCGCCGGUAUCGGGCAUCGCCGGGAGGAGCCGCCGUGUCCCUCUGCCCGUGCUCAGCUCCGGCCAUGAAGACGGAGAAGGACGAGGCUGUAGCCACCUUCUCCUUGCGGGGGAAAUUCGGCGCAGAGGGGGCAGGCUGCAGUGACCCAGCCGUGCCCGGUGCCCCGAUGGCGGGGGCGGGGAGCGGGGGGACCCCGGCCCCGGAGCUGCGGCCGCUGAAGCGCAGACCUGUCCCAGGGAAACACUACCAGUGCUCGAGCUACGGCUGCAAACUGGCCUUCCCCAGCAUGCAGGAGCUGAUGGACCACCUGAAGGUCCACUACAGACCCACGCAGUCCCUCGAGGGCAAAACCUUCCACUGCCCCACCCUGGGCUGCACCGAGACCUUCCCCAGCAUGCAGGACCUCAUGGCCCACAUGAAGGUGCACUACAAACCAAACCGCUACUUCAAGUGUGAGAACUGCCUGCUGCGCUUCCGCACGCACCGCUCCCUCUUCAAGCACCUGCACGUCUGCUCCGACAGCUCCAGCGGCCCCGCGCCGCCCCCCAAGCCCGACAAGCCCGUCCUGCCGCCCGCUACCUCUGCCCCGGAGAAGGAGCCCCCGGCCAAGCCACCCGAGGGGCUGCCCAAGCUCCCGAGCGCUCCGCGGCCCCUGGAGAAGGAAGGCUCGGCGGGCGCGGACACCGGCCCGGCGGCGCUGCCCGAGCUGCCCGGCUCGCUGGUGCCGCCGGCCCCGCACCCCUUCCCGCUGCUGGAGCCCGGCCUGUUCGGGCCCUCGUCCUUGACUCGGUUCUCGGGGCCAUCCCCGUCCUCGGUGCCGGGGCCGUUCCUGUCCUACGUGUCCCCCUCGCCCUACGGGCUGGCGCAGCCCCCGGCUCAGCACCGCCUGCGGCCCUUCCUGCCGGGCCACGGCCCCCCCAGCGUGUCCAACGCCGUCUGGAAGAAAAGCCAAGGUGUGAGUGUCAGCCCACUCCUCCCAUGCUUUGGCUCAGGAGUGACUCCAGGGCACUCCUCCAACAGCCGCAUCGUCUGGGAGCACACGCGGGGCCGCUACAGCUGCACGCAGUGCCCCUUCUCCACCGCCUCCCGCGAGGAGAUGACCCUGCACAUCGAGGACCACCGCAAGAACCCCCCGCCCGGGCGCCUGGAGGCCGAGAUGGAUUUCGGGGUGGGUCUCGCCCCGUUCCACGCCAAGCUGCCGCCGGAGAUGGAGAACUCCCUGUACUCCCAGCUUUGAUGCCCGCGGCUCCCACGGGACUCUCCAGAGCCGGGCAGGGGGCACCGCGCAGCCCCUGCCACUGUGCUGGGACAGGCACCCCUCCCUGGGGACAGGAGCACCCCCAGCCCAGCCCGGGGUGCCAGAGGGGCGGAUGUUUCCCCUGGAAUUUCUCCCUUUUUGUUUUUGGGAACUCUCCAGCACCCGGAACCCGUGUAUCUCCCUCCCCUAAAGGUUUUGUUGCUUCAGCCCCGGGGGCUCUGCGGGGAGCCCGGUAGGUUCUCAGGAGUUAGUGGACUUCUCUGGAAUGAGAUCUCGGAAUAAUAAAUGGGAAUUGUACAGGA